Messenger RNA from Protobothrops mucrosquamatus (brown spotted pit viper), 1032 nucleotides. It is a transcript of the gene MOGAT3, whose product is annotated as monoacylglycerol O-acyltransferase 3. Gene Ontology annotation, molecular function: diacylglycerol O-acyltransferase activity. NCBI's taxonomy places the organism in Eukaryota, Metazoa, Chordata, Lepidosauria, Squamata, Viperidae. The transcript is spliced from 8 exons. Bases 1 to 1032 code for a protein of 343 amino acids. Gene Ontology annotation, cellular component: endoplasmic reticulum membrane. Gene Ontology annotation, biological process: triglyceride biosynthetic process. The record is from RefSeq and is a predicted model, not a curated record.
AUGGACGGGCAGGCGGGCGCCUCUCUCCACCCCAGGGGUCAGCUGGAGAAGAUGACCCUGCGCAGGCAGCUGGAGGCCCUCAGCGUCUUCCAGUGGGUGCUGACCUUCCUCUUCUUCGGCCCCUUCUUCACCCUGCUUCUUAUCUACCUGCUCUUCACCUCCUUCUGGUCCCUGAGUGUGCUGUACUUCAUCUGGUGGAUUGUGGACUUGGACACCCCCCUGCAAGGGGGCCGUCGUAGUGACUGGAUGAGGCGCUGGAAGGUCUGGGAGCUGCACCGGGACUAUUUCCCCAUCAAGCUGGUGAAGACUGCCGAACUGCCGCCCACCAGGAAUUACAUCCUGGGCUCCCACCCCCACGGCAUCAUCUGUGCGGGAGCCUUUUCUGCCUUCAGCACAGAGGCCUGUGGCUUCUCCCGGGCCUUUCCCGGCCUGACCAGCAGCCUGGCCCUCCUGGCUGGCCUCUUCUACCUGCCCGUGUAUCGCGAGUACAUGAUGAGCUCAGGGAUGGUGCCAGUCAGCAAGAAGUCCCUGGACUUCCUGCUCCGAACGGGGCCUGGACAUGCGGUGGUCAUUGUGGUGGGCGGGGCCUCAGAGUCCCUGGACUGCAACCCGGGCGAGCAGCGGCUGCAUCUUUCAGGCAGGCGAGGCUUCGUGCGGCUGGCGCUGCAGCACGGGGCAGACCUCGUCCCCGUUUUCUCCUUUGGGGAGAACGACAUUUUCCGGCAGGUGCAGUUCCCCGAGGGCAGCCUCCUCCGGCGUCUCCAGCAUCGCUUCAAGCAGCUGGCCGGCUUCGCUCCCUGCCUUUUCGUGGGACGCAGCCUCUUCUUCCGCCACUGCUGGGGGCUCCUGCCCCAACCAUCCCCCAUCACGGUUGUGGUGGGGAAGCCGAUCCCUGUCCCUUUGCGCCCACGCCCCAACCCGGAGGAGGUGGACCGCUACCACGCCCUCUACGUCCAGGCACUGCAGCAACUCUUCGAGGAGCACAAGGGCAACGGUGGCCUCCCCCCCUCGCAGCAGCUCUUAAUCACCUAG